AUGAAUUUUGGCGAGUCAAUAGGCGAGGCAUGUGCCACGUUCGCCAUCACCAACAUUGACGACAUGUUCGUGCUUGUCACAUUCUAUGCAGAAGCCUCGACAAGUCGCACUCUAUCAGCAUGGAAAAUUACACUGGGCCAGCUGCUGGGAUUCACAGUCAUUAUUAUAAUCAGUAUGAUUGGAUUUGGAGUGUCUCUGGUCCUGCCCCCUGAGCCAAUUGGCUUCCUUGGCCUUCUGCCCAUUCUGCUCGGACUGUGGAACUUUGCCAAACUGUUCCAGGAUGACGACGAUGAUGACACUGAAAUCACGACAACUGCUACGCUCAAGGGCAUAUUCAAAGUGGCUCUGGUCACUCUUAUGAACGGCGGUGACAAUAUUGGCACAUAUAUCCCACUGUUUUCGCAAAUCGAAAAGAGCGCCAUCGCUAUUUACAUCGUCACCUAUUACAUACUGCUAUUCCUCUGGUGCUUAGCAGCAUAUCUUGUCAUGAGGCAGAGACAUAUUCUGGCAUUUGUACAGAAAUAUGUUGAGUAUCUCCUCCCUCUUCUCUACAUUGGGUUGGGCAUAUUCAUUCUCAUCAAGUCGAAAUGCUAUCCCUGGGCAAUUGAGAAGAUCAACGAGUCAACCGGCUCAACGCCCGGAGAAGGAACGCUUGCUGGCGUCACCACUUUUAUUCUUUUGGUUGCCACAUGUGCUAUGGCAUGGUAUACGGUGGCGAAGAGAAAGCUGCAGGAUACCACCGAGGUCGACCUUGGUUCGGAGUUACCCCAAGUGUCCCCCAUUGAAGCUCCUGCUACACAACAGGAUACGCCCAAAGUCACACAAUGA
Molecule: messenger RNA, 828 nt
Organism: [Torrubiella] hemipterigena
Lineage: Eukaryota; Fungi; Ascomycota; Sordariomycetes; Hypocreales; Clavicipitaceae
Source: the annotation of a GenBank genome assembly